AUGUCCACCUCAUCCACACCAGGCGCGGGAGCUCCAACCAACCCCCACCCCAUCCCUCUGACGGAAUCCGAAGUUUUGAUCCGCGGUUUCCUCGCCGCCAACCCGGAUCUCUGCGACGACAAAUCGAACCCCAUCGACAUAAUGACGGAUCGUUUUACGAACCAGGAAUGGAAAACGCAAAUUGAUCAGACGAUUAAGAAUGUGUUGAAAGAGGUGGAAAGUGGAGAGAGGGCGAGGAAGGUUUACGAGGGCCCGCGGAUGAGGAAUGGAGAGGAAGCGCUGAAGCAGUUGGCUAAAACGGUGGAUCACACGGUACUCAAGUUGGACGCGACGACGAAGAUGAUCGAUGGGCUGUGCGGCGAGGCAAGGACAGAAAACUUCAAGUCUGUCUGUGUUCGCCUGAACUAUGUCCAACGCUGUGUCUCCAACCUCAAAGGCACCGACGUGCUUGUAGCCUGCGUUGUAGGCUUCCACGAAGGAACCCAAGACACUUACUACAAGCUGCGAGAAGCACGUGCCGCCGUAGCAGCAGGCGCGAGGGAACUCGAUGUCGUCCUCAACUACUCCCUCCUCACCAAGCACAACCGACCGGUUUCUCCACCGUUAGAGCGUGCUCGUGACUCAGCAAUCGACAGCAUCACCGCUGCCAACACGGCCAAGAAUGCUGGAAGCAGCAACGCCAGCGACUUUAGCGAGGAAGACUCAGACGAGAUCCCAGACUACAGCGCCAUUUACAGAGAACUGGCUAGCAUACGAAGCCUCUGCCCUGCCCCCACAACACUCAAACUCAUCCUCGAAACUUCGCAAUUGAACUCCGCGCAGAUCCUCGCUGCAUCUCAUCUUGCCGCUGCUGCUAGCUUCGACUUCAUCAAGACAUCCACUGGCUUCAACGGACCGGGCGCUAACCUGCCCAACGUGCAGCUUAUGGUGGCCGCGGCGGAGUACCUCGCAUCGGCCAAAAUAGGCAAGAAGAAGAUGGAGGUCAAGGCGAGUGGUGGGGUCAGGGACUUGGACACGGCAGUCAAGAUGCUGGAGGCUGGUGCGACACGGCUGGGAACUAGUUCUGGGUUGUGGAUUAUGCAGGAGGCAAGGGCCAAGGUGGGCGAGGAGAGGGUUGCGGCUGGGCUGUCGUUGGAGGGGAAGAGACCUAGCCCGCAGACGCGGUUGUAUACCGAUGAUUCUGAGUACUAG
This is a messenger RNA of Alternaria novae-zelandiae, 1191 nucleotides long. RefSeq lists its product as uncharacterized. Gene Ontology annotation, biological process: carbohydrate catabolic process; deoxyribonucleotide catabolic process. Gene Ontology annotation, molecular function: deoxyribose-phosphate aldolase activity. NCBI's taxonomy places the organism in Eukaryota, Fungi, Ascomycota, Dothideomycetes, Pleosporales, Pleosporaceae. The transcript is spliced from 2 exons. The coding region runs from base 1 to 1191 and encodes 396 amino acids. Gene Ontology annotation, cellular component: cytoplasm. The record is from RefSeq and is a predicted model, not a curated record.